CUUCCUUUCCCAAAAAUACCAUCCCCACAAUUCAUUAUUUUAACACAAUCACAAGUCCACAUCUCUCUACCUUGCUCUUUGGUCAACGAUCAUAAACCUUUCUUUACCUUCUUCUUUCUCCAAACUCUCUCCCCAAAAACUUCAUCUCAAGCACACAUUUUUUCUAACACAAUGACCAUUGAAGAACCGGAACCAAACCCCAUGUCAGAUCACAUCUUAGAUUGGCUAGAAGGCUCAGCCUCAUUCCUUCCUUCCUUGUUGGAUGAUCUAUACAACUCCGGUGACAUCAACGGCGAUUCAUGGUGGGCUCAAGGUCAAGAACUAGAUCAGGAACUAGUUAACAAGAGUUCUGCCCCUUUCAGCAGUACUUCCAAUAGUACCAUUACCACAAGCACAACUCCACCUGAUCCCAUCAUUUCCUAUCACCCACCACCAUCGGAUUCCUCGAAGAAACGAAAAGCCUCAGACAACCCAACUCCCAAGGCAUCCCAGAGUAGCCGGAGGAAUCAGAACCGUCGGAUCCCCGAGGCUGAUGAUGGGGAUGCAGUGGUGGAUCAAGGGGUGGUGGCGGUUAGGAAAUCAGGUGGAACCAGAAAGGCAACAGCCAAGUCAGCAGGACAUAACUGUAAUAACAAAGAAGGCAGGUGGGCUGAGCAGCUGCUCAACCCUUGUGCUGCUGCCAUCACCGCCGGAGAUCUGACACGUGUCCAACACCUCGUGUACGUUCUCCGUGAGCUCGCCUCCUCCACUGGUGACGCCAACCACCGGUUGGCCGAUCACGGCCUUCGAGCACUUACCUAUUACCUAUCCUCCUCUGCCUCCUCUGCUUCAGUUGGACCCAUCACUUUUGCUUCCACCAAACCACAAUUCUUCCAAAAUUCUCUACUCAGGUUCUAUGAUGUUAGUCCCUGGUUCAUCUUCCACAACAACAUUGCAAAUGCUUCCAUCCUCCAAAUCCUCUCCGAGCAAGAUCGCUCGCGAAAUCUUCACAUCAUUGACAUUGGAGUCUCUCACGGUAAGCAGUGGCCAACACUCCUCGAGGCCUUGACUCGCCGAUCUGGUGGGCCUCCUCCGCUUGUUCGCCUCACAGUUGUCUCCUCCACCAUUGACAAUGAUCAAACCACAGACACUCCAUUCGCAGUUGGUCCACAGGGCGAUAACUAUGUCUCUCGACUCCUCUGUUUCGCCAAGACCAUGAACAUCAAUUUGCAGAUCAAUCGAGUUGACAACCACCCACUGCAGAAUCUAAAUGCCCAAAUCAUCAACUCAUCUCCAGACGAAACUUUAAUCGUCUGCACACAGUUCAGACUCCACCAUCUGAAUCACAGCAAUCCGGACAACAGAACUGAGUUCAUGAAAGUGCUGAGGGGUUUAAAGCCCAAAGGUGUUGUUCUGAGUGAAAACAACAUGGACUGCAGCUGCAAUAGCUGCGGGGACUUUGUGACAGGGUUUUCGCGGCGAGUGGAGUAUCUGUGGAGGUUCUUGGACUCAACAAGUGUGGCAUUUAAAGGGCGGGAGAGCGAAGAGAGAAGGGUUAUGGAAGGAGAGGCCGCGAAGGCCUUGACGAACACAGGUGAGAUGAAUGAAGGGAAAGAGAAGUGGUGUGAGAGGAUGAGAGGAGUUGGGUUUGUUGGAGAGGUGUUUGUAGAGGACACCAUUGACGGAGCUCGAGCCCUGUUGAGGAAGUAUGAUAGUAACUGGGAGAUGAGAGUGGAAGAGAGAGAUGGUUGUGUUGGUUUGUGGUGGAAAGGACAGCCUGUUUCAUUUUGUUCCUUGUGGAAGUUGGACAUGAAAGCAGAUGACAGUUGAUAAAUUGUUGUUAAUGAAAGCAGAUGACAGUCGAUAAAUUGUUGUUCUGUUUUCCUUUUUAUCUGUAUAUUUCAAGAAGUACUAAUCUAUAAAUAUAAA
Molecule: messenger RNA, 1908 nt
Organism: Cornus florida
Lineage: Eukaryota; Viridiplantae; Streptophyta; Magnoliopsida; Cornales; Cornaceae
Product: protein NODULATION SIGNALING PATHWAY 1
Exons: 1
Coding region: 172-1809 (545 amino acids)
Biological process (GO): regulation of DNA-templated transcription
Cellular component (GO): nucleus
Molecular function (GO): DNA-binding transcription factor activity; sequence-specific DNA binding
Source: RefSeq, a predicted model, not a curated record